UCAGGACCUGGACAGAGGCCAGCAGGGUCAGCGAGCCCCCCCUUCGUCAACAAACACAGCUUUUGCAGGAGUGAUGAGUAGAAGAAGCACAGGACAAAAUCUGCUUCACCGAGACGUCUUUCRAGCCACUGAAUUCAAAUCAGGACUCCACUUUCUCCAACUGGGUUUUUCYGUCUCUCCUCCUUUUUGUUCACAAAAUGUUUUGUUUGUAACUUUUCAUUAUUUUUCCUUAUUUAUUUCGGAUCAAUGGUCCUCACAAUGUUGAAGUCUCCAAUAAAAACCUCUUUAACCGGGAGCACAGUUUGGGACCACAGUGGCUCCACUGAGGAGCAGGAACCUCCUCCUCCACUCCGGAGCUACCUGUGGUUGAGCAUGCUGGCAUGUUUUUGUCCUGCCUACCCUGUCAACAUUGUGGCGCUGGUCUUCACUGUCAUGUCUAGAAAGAGUUACUAUCAAGGUGACUAUGAUGGUUCCAGGCGACUGGGCAGGAACGCCCUCUAUGUCUCUGUUGCUUCCAUCAUCAUUGGCGUCCUCAUCAUCGUCAUCACCUGCAUUGUUCAUUUUACCACAUUGGAAUAUUAACACCAAGGGAUUGAAGAAGAGGGGAGAACAAAUAUAAAACACUUGUGGUAUUUCUGUCUGGACUGCCUCAGGUGAUUGGUUCACUUCUUCCACCUUCCUCAAAGGACAUGUCCACCAUUUACUUUUUCAGUCUCUCMUAUCCUGCUUUUCAGUUGGACACCAAAUGACUCUGGACUUUUCUGUGCUUGAUGUCAUAGAUCGCAUGAGUAUUCUUAAUUUUUUUUUACUGUUUUUACUUUGUGUAAAUUAGAUUUAUAGAUAUGAACUCAGCUCCAACUCUGAACCUUUAAUAAAACAAAAUAUGAGAAUCGGAUUCCUGUUGUCUGCUCUGCUCCUACAGAAGACUUUGUGGGUCAGUUUGACCUCAAGGGGUCCUCCUGAGAACCAUUUCAAGGAGUAACCACAGUUCAGUCUGCCUCCAUCUAUAAAGAACUUACUUGGGACUCUGGAACUCGUGCCUUUGGACCUCCAUCCAGUCUUGACGUCCUGACACCCUGUURUUAAACUGCAAAACAGAUUUCAAACUGUAAGAAAGAACAAAUGUAUGUUAAAUAAAAAUACUUCUCCACCAACUACUUCGCUGGAUUGCUUUAAACCAGCUUCUGUUCUCACCGGCAGCUGACCACUUACUUGAUUUCUCCUUCCCUUCAAAAUAAAAGCAUUUAUUUUUCA
This is a messenger RNA of Austrofundulus limnaeus, 1254 nucleotides long. Its product is annotated as transmembrane protein 233. The record is from RefSeq and is a predicted model, not a curated record. Gene Ontology annotation, cellular component: membrane. The transcript is spliced from 3 exons. The coding region runs from base 247 to 582 and encodes 111 amino acids. NCBI's taxonomy places the organism in Eukaryota, Metazoa, Chordata, Actinopteri, Cyprinodontiformes, Rivulidae.